CCUAAACAAAAGAGAAAGGCUACUAAACAAAGGUCAGACAUAUUGGAUCACUUCACUAAAUACACUGAACAUGGGCAAGGAAUAUGUAAGUGCAAAUAUUGUGGUAUGUUUUACAAUUGACACAUGAAAGAUUGAAAUUGAAGACUUUUGUAAAAACCAAUUGUAGAAGAGUAUGUCUUACAACUGACACAUGGACUUCCUUGCAAAAAAUCAAUUAUAUGUGUCUAACUGCCUACUUUAUUGAUAAUGAUUGGAAACUAAACAAAAUAAUAUUAAAUUUUUGUCAAAUAUCAAGUCAUAAAGGGGAAGCAAUUGGUAAGGCAAUUGAGAAAUGCUUGCUUGCAUGGGAUAUUGAAAAUGUCAUGACUAUUACAGCUAAUAAUGCAAGCUCUAACGAUACAUCUAUUCUUUAUUUGAAAAAAAGAAUAAACAAUUGGGGGACAAGUGUUUUGAGAGGAGAAUUUUUGCAUGUACAAUGUAUUGCUCACAUAAUGAAUUUGGUUGUGAAUGAUGGUUUAAAAAUGAUGAAUGAUUCUGUACAUCGUGUUCGAAAUGCAAUAAGGUUUAUUAGGUCAUCUUGCAAUAGAGUUGAACGGUUUAAAAAAUGUGCCGUAGAAGAGAAAAUUUCAACUCAAAUUAUGUUGUGUCUUCAUGUUCCAACUCGGUGGAAUUUGACUUAUUUGAUGUUAGACACUGCUGUGAAAUAUGUAAAUGCUUUUGAGAGAUAUGAUGAUGAAGACCCACAUUAUAAUGAUGAUUUAUGGGAUGUGGAUGGUUAUGGGAAGGGGUUAGGGAAACCUAUGUCAGAUGAUUAAGAUCAUGUUCUGAUAAAAUUGUUGAAAGUUUUUUUAUAAUUUGAAUGUUCGUGUUUCUGGCUCAUUAUAUGUGACUUCUAAUGCUUAUUUUCAUAAGGUUUCUGAUGUGGAUUGUCUAUUAAAGGAAUGGUGUGCUAGUUGAGAUGAUAAUUUUAAGAACAUGGCUAUGAAAAUGAAAGAAAAGUGUGAAAAAUAUUGGGGUGAUCCUAAAAAGUUGAAUGUAAAGUUGUUUAUCUCUGCUAUACUUGAUCCUCGUUACAAAUGGGAUUGUGUGGAGUAUGGGAUUUGUCAAAUGUAUGAGAUUGAUGUAGCUUUAAGUAUAUGCAACACAGUCAAGAAAGCCUUUAAGUAUAUGUAUGAUGAGUACAAGGGCUCACAAGUGACAACUAAUUCAAAUAGUACUCAGAGUGAGGGUUCAACUUCUAGUGGAGUAGAUGGUGAACCUAGUAUAGGAAAUAAGGGAAUAAUAAGGGCUAGAUACAAGAAACUUAAAGCUACAAAAGAUGAUGUGGAUGCCAAAUCUGAGCUAGAUAAGUAUUUAGAUGAUGAUACGGAGGAGGAUGUGGAUGAUAUUGAUAUUUUAAAGUGGUGGAAAACUCAUGGUGCACGAUAUCCUACUCUUUCUAUUAUAGCUAGUGAUAUAUUAGCUAUACCUAUUUCUACGGUUGCAUCUGAAAGUGCUUUUACCACCAGAGGUCGAGUACUUGAUUCAUUUAGGAGUUCAUUAACUCCUAAAAUAGUAGAAGCUCUUGUUUGUGGUCAAGAUUGGCUUCAUGUAUUACCCCUUAAUGUUGAAGAGCCACCGGAGGAUAUUGAAAAAUUGGAAAGUGAUCUCUCCAAGAUUAGUUUAUCUCCACCCAUCAUUGACAUAGCAUGAGGUUUAUUGACAAGAAAUUACAGAG
Molecule: messenger RNA, 1717 nt
Organism: Chenopodium quinoa (quinoa)
Lineage: Eukaryota; Viridiplantae; Streptophyta; Magnoliopsida; Caryophyllales; Amaranthaceae
Product: zinc finger BED domain-containing protein RICESLEEPER 1-like
Exons: 2
Coding region: 976-1692 (238 amino acids)
Molecular function (GO): protein dimerization activity; DNA binding
Source: RefSeq, a predicted model, not a curated record